Helianthus annuus (common sunflower) is the source of this 3410-nucleotide messenger RNA. Its product is annotated as vacuolar protein sorting-associated protein 54, chloroplastic. Gene Ontology annotation, cellular component: GARP complex. Gene Ontology annotation, molecular function: syntaxin binding. NCBI's taxonomy places the organism in Eukaryota, Viridiplantae, Streptophyta, Magnoliopsida, Asterales, Asteraceae. Gene Ontology annotation, biological process: Golgi to vacuole transport; retrograde transport, endosome to Golgi. Bases 212 to 3118 code for a protein of 968 amino acids. The transcript is spliced from 19 exons. The record is from RefSeq and is a predicted model, not a curated record.
AAACAAGUCCGAUCAUGAAACCAGAGUGUACAAACUAUAAACACAGCUUCUUCGGCCCCCACUUCCGAUCUACAUUCAUCUCCUAGGGUUUCUAGUUUCCAUUCAAUUUCAACUUCUUCAACCGUAUGCAACUGAAUAUACAUCAAAAUCCAUCUGAUCAAUCUAUCAAUCUCGAUCAAGAUCCAUCAAUGCUGAUCAAAUCCUGAAAAUCAUGGAUCCAAAGCCUCCCCUCCGAUCAACAAACUCCACUGCAAACCGCCACAAUUCAUCCACUUCAUCGUUGUUAUCCAAAUCACUCUCAGAUGCAAGCACUCAAAGCUUAUCUUCAAUCCUCAACAAUCCACAUCUCUCCGAUGGAUCCUGGUCCGGCUGGUGGUCAUCAUCAACUGCCGCCGUACAAAUUCCUGAAUUCGCUCCUCCUGUUAACAAAACCCUAGGGUUUGAAAUCACCAGAUCUGAUUUCACACGGUAUGUAUCUUCAAUUUCCGAUCAUUAUAACCGUUUCGAAGAUAUUAGGAACCAUUCGAACAAGGAGAACAGGGAUGAGGAUGCGAUUAAUAGUCAUGAGAGGGCAGGGGAAGCUCUGGUGGCGUGUUUGCGAGAAGUUCCGGCCUUGUAUUUUAAGGAGGAUUUUGCGCUUGAAGAUGGAGCGACUUUUAGGGCUGCAUCCACGUUUUCUACCGUUGCGGAGAAUGCAGUGUUGCAGGAGAAGUUGUCGCAGUAUUUGGAUGUGGUGGAGGUGCAUUUGGUUAAGGAGAUUUCAUUGCGGUCGAAUUCGUUUUUCGAGGCGCAGAGUCAGUUGGAGGAUUUGAGUUUGAAGAUUGUGGAAGGGUGUGGUAGGAUCCGGGAGUUGAAGGAGACGAUUCGGCUUUUGGAUGUGGAUUUGGUGGAUUCGGCUCGGCAAGUUCAGGAUCUGAAUCUUACUAGGAGUAAUUUGCUGGCAUUGCAGGAGAAGCUUAGGCUUAUAUUAUAUGUUAACCAGUCUCUUGCUGCUCUUAAGUUGCUUGUCGCAUCUGCUGAUUGUGCUGGAGCCUUAGACGUCACUGAUGAUUUGAAGAAUUUUCUGGAUGCCGAUCAACUGACUGGGCUACAUUGUUUUCGUCACCUCGAGGAUCACGUAGCUGCUGCCAUAGAUUCUGUAAAUAGCAUUCUUUCAGCAGAGUUUUUGCGUGUGUCUAUUAAUGAUGCUGGAGAUAAAGAUGCGGAAAUAUUAUCUAAAGCAAAAGCAAGGAUAGCGUCACCAGGAAAUGGAGAAGAUAAUGAAGUAUACUUGCAACAAGAAGAAGAUACCUCUAGUUUCCAUGACCGACUUUUACCUCUAAUUAUAGGCUUACUUAGAACUGCAAAACUUCCAACUGUGCUGAGAGUAUAUCGUGAUACAGUUACAUCUAAUAUGAAAACUGUUAUCAAGUCAGUUGUUGCAGAGCUGCUUCCAGUUCUUCUUGCCAGACCUUUGGACUCUGAUUUUAAGCCAGGCGAUCGAAUUGUUGAUGCAGAUGGUGGAGGUUCAUCACUCGCAAGUAAGUUAAGAAGCAUGUCUUCUGAAAGCUUUGUUCAACUUCUUGGGACUAUUUUCAAGAUUGUACAGGCACACUUACAUCGAGCUGCUGAAGUUAAAAAAGCCAUUGAGUGGAUAAUGUCGAAUCUUGACGGUCACUAUGCUGCUGAUUCAGUUGCUGCUGCAAUUGCUCACGGUGCUUUGACUGCAGAAAUGGAUUCAGUGGCUGAUACCCAAUCCGGAUCAUUUCCUAUUUCAUCUCAGAAAAACGUUAUCAAGGUUUCUCCUGCCACUACUACAUCAAAUCUGUCAAAAAAUUUCAGAGCUGAUGUAUUGAGAGAAAACACAGAAGCAGUGUUUGCUGCGUGUGAUGCAGCGCAUGGAAGAUGGGCAAAGCUGCUUGGUGUUCGUGCUAUUCUCCAUCCAAGGCUGAGGCUAACUGAUUUUUUAAACAUAUAUAACGUGUCGCAGGAAUUUGUAACAGCUACAGAGAAGAUUGGUGGAAGGUUGGGAUAUAGCAUUCGUGGAACAUUACAGUCUCAAACCAAAGCUUUUGUUGAUUUCCAGCAUGAAUCUAGGAUGACAAAACUGAAAGCAGUGCUUGAUCAAGAAACAUGGGUUGAAGUUGAUGUUCCUGUUGAAUUCCAGGCGAUUGUAGAUUCACUUUUUAGCUUAGAGGAUGACAAUUCUAAAAGCAUUGCUAAUAGCUAUAACGAAAUGGUUGCCAGCAGUGAAGAACAGCCAUCUCAGUCUGUUGAUGGAAUCACAGAGAACAACAGUAAAACAAAGGAUGCACAUGGAAAAUCUUCUAUUCAUUUAAUUUCCUUUAGAGGUGUUGACUACCACAUGGUAAACUGUGGCUUAAUCUUGCUGAAGAUGUUAUCAGAGUACAUUGAAAUGAAUACUGUUUUGCCAUCACUUUCUUCUGAGGUUAUUCACCGUGUGCUUGAAAUGCUGAAAUUUUUCAACACAAGGGCUUGUCAGCUUGUCCUUGGUGCUGGUGCCAUGCAGGUCUCUGGUUUAAAGUCCAUUACAUCCAAACAUUUGGCCCUGACAAGUCAGGUUGUCAGCUUUGUGCAUGCUAUUAUCCCUGAAAUCAGGAGGAUUCUUUUCCUGAAGGUACCGGAGGCGCGAAAAGGAUUGCUGUCAUCAGAAAUCGAACGAGUAUCACAGGAUUAUAAAGUGCAUCGAGAUGAAAUACAUACAAAACUGGUGCAAAUAAUGAGGGAAAGGUUGUUGGUUCAUCUUCGUGGAUUGCCACAAAUUAUUGAAACAUGGAGCCGAGUAGAUGAAACAGAUGUACAACCUAGUCAGUUUGCUAGAUCACUCACGAAGGAAGUUGGAUAUCUUCAACGUGUGCUUUCUCGGACUUUGCAUGAGGCAGAUGUUCAAGAAAUAUUCAAAGAAGUGACCAUCAUCUUUGACAUACAAAUCUCUGACGCAUUUUCACAUGUGGAUAUUAGCAUUCCACAAGCCAAAGCCAGGCUUAAUCGUGAUAUUGAGCAUAUUCUUGGAUGCAUUAAAUCGCUGCCUUCUGCCAAGUUAAACGAGCCUGGGACUCCCGUUGCUCCACGACUUGAGUCCUUAGUCCAAAGAAUAUCUGCUGAACCGGAUCAAUAGCGUAUUCGAUAGCUUAUUUCAGUACACAUUCACAAAGACCGAGUGAACAUAUAAGAGAACCACCAUUACUAUGCAAAUGAUUUUAGGUGGUUGAUCUUGCAAUUUUCAAUACAAAUUUUGUGAGGAGACAGAUUACUACGGGAUGUAAAAUUUAAUGGUAUAGAUGUAACAGUUUGAUUUUUUCUGGUGUUUUUGUUUUCUCAAGAGGCCAGCCCAGCCCAGGUAGUGAUUUUGCAUUGGCUACAAUCUUUUGUAUGGAUUUCAAAGCUUCCAAUACAUUUCAGUUUUCAAA